Messenger RNA from Pseudomassariella vexata, 768 nucleotides. RefSeq names its product thioredoxin-like protein. The record is from RefSeq and is a predicted model, not a curated record. Gene Ontology annotation, cellular component: mitochondrion. NCBI's taxonomy places the organism in Eukaryota, Fungi, Ascomycota, Sordariomycetes, Amphisphaeriales, Pseudomassariaceae. Bases 124 to 543 code for a protein of 139 amino acids. The transcript is spliced from 3 exons. Gene Ontology annotation, molecular function: oxidoreductase activity.
GGAAAAAGCUGUUGCGCAACAAGCAACGACAUCAUCAGCCCUCGAGCUUUAAGCAUCUUAUCACCCUCGUUCUAUCAAGUGCUCUGGAGCCCAACACCAAGUUUAGACCAAGCCUCAUUCAAGAUGUUUUUCCACAAGACUAAAGACAUCAUCACCCUCUUCCACAAGGCAGGCUCUCCAGCUUCAGUCAGAGCUGUAGCUGUUCUCAAGCAGGCGUCGGCCAAUGCCAGCCAAUCUGCUACCGAGGAUCAAGCCAGCGACCACUCUCACCAGACCCACGCCCAGCGAUCUGAGUUCGAUCUGAAUGUCACGGAGGAUCCCCCGACGACAGACCAGCUCCAAACCAUCCUGGAAUAUGUUGGCCAGAACAAGAUCAAGUCUGUAGUGUCAGGCGCGAAUACGGUGACAGAGGCGUUGAAGACGUUCAAGGAGAGUCCAGACAGCUUCAAGCGCCCCGUGGUUGUGGACUGGAAUAACGGCAAAGCUGUUGCCACUGAGAGCGAAUCCGAGAUCCUCAAGAUGGUGAACGAGCUCAGCAAAUAAUAAACCAAACCUGUUGUCCCUAUUCCCUCCUAUUGUGUAUAUUAUUGACUUAUGACCUCGAUUUUGCCUUGCGAUUGUCUCAGCUUCGAUUGAUGACGUUCACAUGAUCUAAUAUUGCUUUGAAGAUUAUUUAUUUUUUUAUGAAGGGAGAUUUCUGACUUUCAUCGAUAACUUCUUCGAACAGCGUCAAAUCAUCAAACCGAUUGCGGCAUUCGAUUCCUAACG